Parnassius mnemosyne (clouded apollo) is the source of this 1161-nucleotide messenger RNA. NCBI's taxonomy places the organism in Eukaryota, Metazoa, Arthropoda, Insecta, Lepidoptera, Papilionidae. The record is from the annotation of a GenBank genome assembly.
ACAAGCGCCAGAAGUGUCGCGUACGGUCGUGAUAAAUCUCAUCCAAGGCCACCUGCGGACCCGCACAAAUGCAGACAUUUGUCAUGAAAUAUUAUGUAAUUACUUACUUGUUAGGGUUGUAUUUCUACAAUGUAGCAUUUGCAAAUACAGUAACUUUGCUUAACGGGAAGGAAAAAAAUACAUCGCGUUUCAUAGAAUUUCCUGAUGACGAAGGGGUUGUACAUAAGAUUGAUAUUGAGGCAAAAAUAAGUCGUGCAUUUAAAUUAUUGCUAAACAAUAUUAAUCAUUCUACGAAUAAAUAUUUAUUAUAUACACGACGUAACAUUUUGUCUCCUGAUACCCUCAAAAUGAAUGAUGUACAAUCUAUUAAUGGUUCACACUUUAAUGUAAUUAACCCUACAGCUGUAAUUGUUCACGGUUGGACUGGAAAGCGCAGCUCUCCUAUAAAUAUGGCAUUACGGAACGCAUUGCUUGCAAACGCCGAUCACAAUGUCAUAGUUUUGGACUGGAGCGUCAUUGCUGAUAAGGAUUACGCUACUGCUGUGAUUGGAGUGCCACGUGUAGGUCAGCGUUUGGGGCAGUUCUUGGCUUUUUUGAGUCUUGUGACUGGCACUUCUUUUAAGACUAUGCACUUAGUGGGCCAUAGCUUGGGAGCUCAUGUAGUUGGAAACGCAGGCAGAACACUCCAUGGUCAGGUCGCCCGCAUAACAGGCUUAGAUCCUGCUGGACCCUUAUGGAAUAUAAACAGUCAACGCUUGCGAGAGACUGAUGCAAUUUAUGUUGAAGCUAUUCAUACUGAUGGUGGUAAAUAUGGUUUAAUAGAACCUGUAGCUACGGCUGACUUUUAUCCUAACGGAGGGGUAUCACAACCAGGUUGUGUCACAAAUAUAUGUAAUCAUAACCGUUCGUGGAAACUGUUUGCUGCUUCAAUACUUUUUGACCAUCUCGUGGGUCGAAAAUGCUCGACUAAAACACAACUUACCCUGGAUACUUGUAGAGGAAAUACUGAGAAAUUAGGAAAUGGUAUUUUAACGAAGCAAGGGACCGGUGUAUAUCGCCUCAACACUAAGGCGGUUUUUCCUUAUUAAGAAAACCAUAAAAGUACCGUGGAAAAAUGUACUUACCCAAAAUAUAUAAUUAAAUAAAUUUAUUUUCAUCUAU